UGCAGGUCUUUAUACAGAGCACACAGUCUGUCAAACUCUAUCAAGGGAGGAUUCUGCUGAUUACAGCAUCAUAAAAGCCCUCAGUCAACUGGAAACAAUUGGAUCUAAAAGAAGAAAAACAAAGCGGCUAUGAAUUUUCUAUCUUCGAUUUUUCAGAACAUACCAGUUCUGAAGAAGUUCUACAUCCAGGAGAAAAAACUGUGCUACUCCAACAGAACUGACUUAGAAUGCAUCGAUUCACUCUUCCAGACCGUAGAAGAAACUCCAGAGCCUAUUUCAACCCACAUUACUGGAACUAUACCCAAAUGGAUUAGGGGUAGUCUAUUACGAAAUGGACCAGGCAAAUUUGAGUUUGGAGAUGACAGUUAUAAUCACUGGUUUGAUGGUAUGGCCUUGAUGCACAAGUUCACAAUUGAGAAUGGAUGCGUGACUUACACAAGUAAAUUUCUUAAAAGUGAUUCUUACAAAACAAAUCAAAAUCAAAAUCGAAUUGUGGUUUCCGAAUUUGGAACAGUGGCCAUGCCAGACCCCUGCAAAAGUGUAUUUCAACGAUUCUUGUCAACGUUUGAAACUCCAAAGCCAACUGAUAACGGGAAUAUAAGUUUUAUGAAAUAUGAAAACGAUUAUUAUGUUAGUACAGAGACUAAUCUGAUGUAUAAAGUAGAUCCGGAGACUUUGGAAACAAAAGAAAAGGUCGAUUGGAGCAAAUAUAUUGCAGUAAAUGGUGCAACAGCACAUCCUCACUAUGACCCUGAUGGGACUGCAUACAACAUGGGAAAUUCAUAUGGGAAACAGGGUACAUUUUACAACAUCAUUAAAGUUCCAGCACAGCAGAAUGCUGAAGAAACACUACAUGGGGUCCGGGUGGUGUGCUCCAUACCAGCAAGAAAUAGCUUGAAACCAUCUUACUAUCAUAGCUUUGGAAUGACAGAAAACUAUAUUGUGUUCAUUGAACAACCGCUAACAAUUAAUGUUUUGAAAAUAAUAACUGGGAACGUAACCGGGACACCUAUAUCUAAAUGUCUUAACUGGGAUCCAAGUUGUGAAGUGAUAUUUCACGUGGCGAAAAAACACAGCGGAGAGUUACACCCCGUGACUUUCCAUGCCCAACCCUUCUCAUGCUAUCAUCAGAUUAACGCUUUUGAGGAUCAGGGCUGCAUUGUGCUCGAUAUUUGCUGUCAGGAAGAUGGGGAUGCUGUAAAGAUUUAUAAUCUUCAAAACCUGCGUAAAUCUGGGCAUGCUUUAGAUGAGGUUUAUAACACAGUCCCGAACUCUCUUCCUCGCAGAUAUGUGUUUCCUCUGAAUAUUGACUGUGACUCUCCACAAGAUGUAGACUUCAAUCCUUUGAGUUAUACAACUGCUUCUGUUAUGAGAAAAGCUGAUGGGAAGGUGUGGUGCACCCAUGAGAAUCUCUAUGGCUCUACGCUGGAGGAUCUGGGAGGCCUAGAUUUCCCUGCUAUCAACUAUUUGAAAUAUAACACCAAGAAGUAUCGGUAUUUUUAUGGAUGUGGUUUACAGCACUUAGCAGGUACCUCUCUUCUUAAAGUGGAUGUCGGGACCAAGCAAGUCAUGGUAUGGCAAGAAGAUGGCUUCUACCCUUCUGAGCCAGUAUUUGUGCCAUGCCCAGAUGCCAACGAAGAAGAUGACGGUGUGAUCCUGUCUGUUGUUGUCUCUCCACGGCAGGAGAGAAACACAUUUCUGCUCAUAUUAGAUGCAAAAAGCUUUACGGAGAUGGGAAGAGCUGUAAUUCCUGUAAAGUUGCCAUAUGGAUUUCAUGGACUCUUUGUGCCUCAGAAACCUUGAAGUCAUAUUUUAAAAAGGGUUUUAAAUACAAUGUUUUGUUAUAUAUCAUUAGAACAGAUUGCCAAAGAGCAUACAGGACACUGUUUUCUUAAUUAAAGAAAUACUCCAACGUUAAAACUGAUAUUAACACACUAUAAACACCCAGACCACUUCAGCUCAUUAAAGUAGUCUGGGUACUGUGUCCCUUUUGCACUUAGUGCUGCAAUGUAAAACAGCCACUGGAGGAGCUUCCUGCAUCCAAACUGACCUUUGGUCCUUUAUCGGACGCUGAACGUCCUCACGCUCUGCAUGAGGACAUUGGGCGUCAGAUUUUUUCCCAAUAGGAAAGCAUUGAUUCAAUGCUUUCCGGUGGGGAGGUCUAUUGCGCGCACAGCAUUCACAGCACACGUGCAUUAGUGCCCACUUGUCGCAGGAGGUCGGAGAUGGAGAGUGUCGACAUUGUUUAAUUUUUCAGAAAAGAGACUACAAGGGGAUCUCACAAACAGGAGAGUUCUCUCUUGUCUGUGAGAUCCCCUCUUAUUCUCUUUUCUGAUGAUUUAUUUGGGGUUUUGCCCUUUGUUACCCACCUAUUCCACCUUUUGCAUCAGUGGCUCUGCAUUUUUUAUGUUUAGCAGCUGUAUCAAAACAUUUUUGUAUUUUUUAAUUUUUAUUUAUUAUUCUUAUUUUUAUUUACCUUUGUACCCCUUCACGACACACUAGGAUUGUCAAGAUAUAAUCGAAUUUGUCUAACCCAUUUUCAAGAAGAGGCUAACACUGGAUUACUUUUCAUGUCUUCCAAUUCAAUUUUUUUAAUUAUUUUAAAUUGUUUUAUAUAAAUUGCAUUUGUUAUUAGCUCCACUUUAUUCUAGGUACUCGGGUGUCUCUGCCAGAUUGGAAAUAUGUAUUCUGUGUGCUUGACAUUUACAUGGGCUGAGCCCUCAGGGAAUAUUGUGGUUGGACAACCCGACGUUGCCAUUCAGUCAAAGUUGGAGUUAUUCUGUACAGUGGGUAAACAAGCAGUCAAAGGGAACGUAUUCCCUUUAAUUAAACUGACUAAAGGAUUAUAUAAUUAUAUUAUUCAUUACAUUUGUGAAAUGUCAGAAAUUCAAAUUGAAUAAUUAG
Molecule: messenger RNA, 2904 nt
Organism: Pelobates fuscus (common spadefoot toad)
Lineage: Eukaryota; Metazoa; Chordata; Amphibia; Anura; Pelobatidae
Product: carotenoid-cleaving dioxygenase, mitochondrial-like
Exons: 12
Coding region: 130-1803 (557 amino acids)
Biological process (GO): retinal metabolic process; carotene catabolic process
Cellular component (GO): mitochondrion
Molecular function (GO): carotenoid dioxygenase activity; beta-carotene 15,15'-dioxygenase activity
Source: RefSeq, a predicted model, not a curated record